CUCAACUUUAAGAUAAUGAACAAGCAGCUGCUGUGCAUUGUCCUUGUGGCACUUGUGGGUGCUGCCCUCGCAACCCGCGCCCAUGUCGAGCGUUCUGCUCCCGUUCCCCUCGCCGACGGCUGGCAGGCUCUUGCCCAGCGGGCCACUGCUGACGAUCUUCUCGAGGUCCGCCGCGUCCAUGUUGCGCUCUGGGGCAACUACGAGGAGCUCGACGAGCUCUUCUGGCGUGUCUCUAACCCCAAGCACGAAGACUACGGCAAGUACGUGACGACCGACGAAAUCACUGCGAUGGUUGCGCCGGCGAUCGAGGUCCAGCAGGCAGCGAUGGCGUUUGCCUCGAGUGACGGUGUGCAGGCCACGCUGACCCGCAACCGCGACAUGGUGGAGAUCAAGACGUCGCUGGCCAAGCUCGAGGAGCUGUUCGAGGUCGAGUUCUACAAGUUUGAGCACAAGACCGGCAAGGUUGUGACUGCGGCGCUCGGCCCGUACACGGUCCCGUCGGAGCUCGCCGAGUCGGUGGCGUUUGUCUCGGGCCUCGUCGGCCUGCCGGACGUCCACGAGGCCAAGCCGCGCGAGGCAUCGGCAGUCGACGACGGCCAGGACAUUACGCCUGCAGUCAUCCGGGCCCGCUACAAUGUGACCGGCACGGCGUCGGGCGCUCACAACAACUCGCGCGCCGUCGCCGAGUUCCAGGCGCAGUGGUACUCGCCGCGCGACCUCGAGACCUUCAUCUCGCGCUUCUCGCCUGGCUCGUCCGACAAGGUUGCCAAGGUUGUCGGCUCCAACACGCCCAACAACCCCGGAGUGGAGGCCUCGCUCGACAUCCAGUACAUCAUGGGUGUGGUGCCGGACAUCCCGACCUGGUUCUACGGCAUGGCCAACUUUGACUUUUGGUCCGACCUCACCGCGUGGCAGGCCCAGCUCCAGGGCGAGGACGACGCGCCGUGGGUGCACUCGAUCUCGUACGGCUCGCAGGGCAACUACCCGUCCGAAUCGUACCGCCAGCGCGCCGACGUCGAGUACCAGAAGCUCGGCGCCCGCGGCAUCUCGAUCAUCUUUGCCUCUGGCGACUCCGGCUCGGGCAACCAGGGCUCGACCCUCUACCCGUCGUACCCCGCCACCUCGCCGCACCUGACCUGCAUCGGCGCCACGAGGUUCCUCGAAGGCAACACCGGCGCCGAGGGCGCCGUCCAGGCCUUCAAGUCGGGCGGUGGCUUCUCGCACCUCUUCCAGCAGCCGUCGUACCAGACUUCCGCCGUCGACGCCUACCUCAAGUCCGGGGUCAAGUUCCCGUCUUCGCACAAGUUCAACUCGGGCAACCGCGCCACUCCUGAUGCCGCCGCCCUCGGCGCCGAGCACUACCAGGUCAUCGACGCCGGCCGCCAGGUCCCCGUCGGCGGCACCUCGUGCUCGAGCCCGACCUUUGCCUCGAUCAUCUCGCUCAUCAACGAGGAGCGCCUCAAGGCUGGCAAGCCCACCCUCGGCUUCCUCAACCCCUGGAUCUACCAGAACCCGCACAUGCUGUGGGAUGUCACCGUCGGCGAUAACGACACCGGCUUCGACAACGAGGGCUACAAGUGCGCCGAGGGCUACGACGCCGUCACCGGCCUCGGCACCCCCAACUACCCCGCCAUGCUCCAGGCGUCCAUGGCCGUCUUUGACAACCUCGAGUAACCAUCUGAGGCGCAAUGAUUGCUAAAUCCAUGUCUAUUUUUCAAACAGAUA
Thecamonas trahens ATCC 50062 is the source of this 1725-nucleotide messenger RNA. Its product is annotated as peptidase S8 and S53 domain-containing protein. The transcript has 2 exons. The record is from RefSeq and is a predicted model, not a curated record. Gene Ontology annotation, molecular function: serine-type endopeptidase activity; tripeptidyl-peptidase activity. NCBI's taxonomy places the organism in Eukaryota, Apusomonadida, Apusomonadidae. The coding region runs from base 16 to 1674 and encodes 552 amino acids. Gene Ontology annotation, biological process: central nervous system development; proteolysis.